Leguminivora glycinivorella is the source of this 544-nucleotide messenger RNA. Its product is annotated as zinc finger protein 593 homolog. Gene Ontology annotation, molecular function: nucleic acid binding; zinc ion binding. The transcript has 2 exons. The record is from RefSeq and is a predicted model, not a curated record. NCBI's taxonomy places the organism in Eukaryota, Metazoa, Arthropoda, Insecta, Lepidoptera, Tortricidae. Bases 66 to 515 code for a protein of 149 amino acids.
GACAGCUCACUUACACUACACAACGAUCUAGUGUUGAAUUAUUUUCCUCUUUCCUUUAUUUUAUUAUGACAUACAAGCGUAAAAAAUACCACCACGGUGAUACUCAUUUAAAAAAACGCUGGAGAGUCAGAAAUCGGAAGAAGGAUCUUGAUCAGAUCGACGAUGACAUCAAAGAAGAGAAUGCUGAAAAAUUAUUAAACCAGGACGUCGAUUUGGAUCUACCUGGUGCAGCUCAACACUACUGCCUUCACUGCUCACGGUAUUUUAUCGAUGAUAAAGCGUUGGCUGAACAUUUCAAGACGAAAGUUCAUAAACGGAGGUUGAAGGCUUUAGAACUUCAGCCUUAUACGAUAGAAGACUCUGAGCGUGCGGCCGGCCACGGUAACUUUGUACAGCCAGUAAAACGAAAAAUAACUUCACAGAACUCUGAUAAAGCAGUCGACGAAGAUGGUGAUGCAGUGUUAGACGACGUUAGUCCUAAUAAAAAGAAAAAAGUUGAUGAAAAUGCUACGUAAAAAUAUAGAGUUUAUCUCUCGUAAAGUAU